AUGGUUGUAAACCGUCGAAUGGUGAGGUCGAUGAAUGUAGAAGUGUAUUCACGAUGUCUUGAAACAUUUCGAGUUAAGGAGACCAUCGGUUGUCGACCUGGUAUACCACCUAGGUCCUAUAGAGUUAAUCUCCGAAACAGACAGUGCGAUUGUAGGAGGUUCCAAACAUUUCAUUAUCCAUGUGAGCAUGUCGUGGUAGUGUGUGCUAAAGUAUUGCUCAAUGUUGAACAAUUUACCGAUGAUGUGUACACCCUUGAGUGCACGUUGCGUGUCUGGGAGAAUGAGUUCCCUGUCUUGCCUAACCUGUCUACGUGGGAUGUGCUUCCGACGACUUUCGAGCUUGUCCCAGACAAAGGGUUACGUAGGAAUCCGAAAAAUAUUCCGCAAUCAUCCAGAAUCCAUAAUGAAAUGGAUAUUAGGGAGAAACCUGACGGUAAGCUUUAUGGAUUAUGUAGAUUAGCUUAUCAUAAUCGAAGUAAAUGCCCGCAGUGA
Messenger RNA from Gossypium raimondii (Peruvian cotton), 492 nucleotides. RefSeq lists its product as uncharacterized. The record is from RefSeq and is a predicted model, not a curated record. The transcript has a single exon. Gene Ontology annotation, molecular function: zinc ion binding. Lineage: Eukaryota; Viridiplantae; Streptophyta; Magnoliopsida; Malvales; Malvaceae. Bases 1 to 492 code for a protein of 163 amino acids.